UCUGUUCACUUGAUUUUACUUCUAGUGAAGCCACAGGGACCAUGAAUUUCUAAACUACAUCCUUAAUUAUUCCAAUUUUUAUCGACCGCAGCCCAAUUUCUUUCCAGUUAACCACUCUAUUAGCAUGACCUAGAGUAUACUACACCACAGUAGUCUUUUAAUGGCUGUACAAUAAUUUUCUGGGCAUCAAAAACUAUUAUGAAGUCAAAUGAUCCGUCGCGAAGAAGAGAUCAAGAAGUGAGAAACAACGACCUCAGUCAUAGGUGUUGAUAAGAGUUUUGACUCGCUUGUCUAGCUACUUCAGAACGCUAAUAUGUAUCAAAAAAGCAACAACAGAGAUUUUAUAGAAGAUGAGAAGAUCUGGGAUGAGUCUCYGCCUCCCCCAUAUGAGUCAGAUCUAUUUGGUCAAAUCAAAGAAGCCAAAGAAACAUCUGAAGGAUCUUUAGAUUUUUGUAAACGAGUCGUACAGUUAUUUGCUGGAACAAUUGGAUGUACAGUGGUGCUGAGUCUUUUGAUGGCUUUGCCGAUGGCUAUGGUUAUUAUGGGUGCAAAAUAUAAGGAUGACUGCCCAGUGGAACCAUUUAUUCCUAUUUAUUUAAUAGUUGGGGGAUCAUUUGGAAUGCUAAAGACAAUAAUUGUACUUUGUCAAAGAGCCAGAAGUCAUGACGACACAGAUACCGAUAUAGAUGAAGACCAAUCAAUGUCUAGUAAAUUCAUAGAUGGUGUUCUCAAUUUAUUCUUAUUUACCUGGUUUAUCGCUGGUAACAUUUGGGUGUACAGUAAAUAUAAGCCUAAUCCAACGCCGCCUGCGAAUGAUGCAAUGAACUACUGUAACCCAACACUGUACAUGUUUGCAUUUUGGGUUAUAACUGCAAGUUACAUUCUUAUGGGAGCUAUUUGUUUUUGUAUCUGUUGUUUAGGAGUCUGUGCAAGUUGUACGGCAUUUUUCGUUACUGUCAAGGAUUAACUAAGCAUAGGAAAAUGAAUGAAUAUAGUUGGUUUCAUGUAGUUUUUA
Actinia tenebrosa (Australian red waratah sea anemone) is the source of this 1015-nucleotide messenger RNA. Its product is annotated as transmembrane protein 272. The record is from RefSeq and is a predicted model, not a curated record. NCBI's taxonomy places the organism in Eukaryota, Metazoa, Cnidaria, Anthozoa, Actiniaria, Actiniidae.